CUCUUUCGCUGACAGUCGGUUUUCUCAGUCAGUUGUGUGUCUGCAGAGCCCACUGAGUGUUUUUUUGGGGCUCAGUGCGUGUUUUCUCCUCACCUUCAGGAUGAAGGUGUGUGUCCUCCUGAUGUGUGUGUGUUGUCUCUGCUGGAGGACGGAGGCCCAGUCCAGAACGUAUCUCAUAACAGCUCCUCUCUCAUUUCAUUUGAAUGCUAUGGAGACAGUGUCAGUGCAGUUGUUUGGGUUUUCGGAGGACGUAAAAUUCUACAUGUUCUUGAAGACCUCCAUGGCUGUGGGUCAUGUGGUUCUGGCUCAAGAAAUCGUGAUACUCAACAGCGCGAACAACCAUCAGGCCAUCACCAAAUUCCAGCUGCACCCAGGUCAGAUAGAUAAGAGUGUGAGUCAUGUGAUCCUCCACGUCCAAUCAGCAGAGAUCAACCAGCACCUGUCUGUCGCUGUCAGCCGCUCCAAUGGCUUCCUGUUCAUCCAGACCGACAAACCGCUGUACACCCCACUUCAGAGUGUCAAAGUGAGGGCAUUCUCCCUGAACCAGGAGCUGAGGCCGGCCAAUCGCAGCGUCUUUCUGAGCUUUAAGGACCCGGAUCAUACAACAGUGGAUACUGUGGAGAUGAUUGAUGUCAAUAAUGGAAUACCAUCCAUGCAAAACCCCUUCAAGAUCCCCAUCAAACCAAAGCUGGGGAUUUGGUCCAUUGAAGCCUCCUACUCUGAUGACUAUACCACAACAGCGAGAACAGACUUUGAAGUUAAGGAGUAUGUUCUUCCCAGUUUCUCCAUCCUUGUGGAACCAGAAGUGAACUACAUCAGCUACGAACAAUUCAACAGAUUCAACUUCAAGGUCUCUGCCAGCUAUCUCCACGGUGCUCCGUUGGCUGAUGGAGAAGUGUUUCUGCGGUACGGCUACGUUAGCGGCAAGAAUCCUCCAGUUAUCAUCCCCAAAUCUGUCACCAGAGAGACAUUGUCCUCAUCAGGCGAAGUGGAUGUGACUGUUGACAUAGAGAAGGUUCUGUCCAAACACAGCGGACCAAAAGACCUCAACAGCCUGGUGGGGAAGUACUUGUACAUAGCUGUACUACUGCAGGAGGACACAGGUGGCAUCACUCAGGAGAUGGAGUUUGCCUCUGUGAUGUUUGUCAAAUCACCUUACCAUCUGAGCUUGGUGUCCACGCCCCCGUUCCUCAAACCUGGACUUCCUUAUAACAUCCAGGUGUUGGUGAAGGAUCACCUGGGCAAAGCAGUGAGCGGGGUUCCGGUUCGUCUGGUGGAAAGACACCUGUUCAGACAGGGGAAGGAGAAUGAGGACAUGCCCUGUCCUGACAGUGCCAGCAGCCAAUCGGAUGGCCUCGCUGUCUUCAUCUGCAACACGCCGAGUGAAGGGGUCAGGGCAGCACUGACGUUUGAGACGGCGGACCCUGCCCUCCCAGAAGCCAGUCAGGCCAGUCUGAGUCUGAAGGCGGUGGCCUAUCACUCACCAAACCAGCGUUACCUUUACAUCGACCCCCCGCUGCCCGGCCACGGCCUGCAGGUGGGACAAUACGCCAACAUCAAGGUGUACUCGUCCACGCCCUCCUACCUGCCCAUCAGAGCACUUAGUUACAUGGUGCUCUCUAAAGGGAAGGUGGUGGAUAUCGGCAGCCAUAAGUUUGUCUCCAGUGCUGAUAACAGACAGACUCUGAGCUUCCAGGUGACGACCUCCAUGGUCCCGUCUAUCAGACUGCUGGUCUACUACAUCCUGUACGGAGAGGGGACGUCCGAGCUGGUGGCCGACUCUGUCUGGCUGGACGUCAGAGACAAGUGUGUCAACGGACUCCAGUCUGAUCUGUCAUUUCUUAAGCGGGACUACAAGCCAAAAGAUAAGCUCCAGCUGAACUUCAGGACCAAUCAUGAGGGACUGGUGGCUCUGUCUGCUGUAGACUCCGCCAUCUUCACACUACGACCCAACUACAGAGACCCCGUUGCCAUGGUUCUGCGUCACAUCGAGCAGAGCGACCAGGGAUGUGGUGGAGGCGGUGGCAAAGACAGCGCAGACGUCUUCCGAUUGGCUGGCCUCACAUUCCUCACCAAUGCCAAUGCCCAGCCGUCAACCAGCGAUGAGGCGUGCACAGCAGCGGUUCGUCCAAAGCGAGCUCUGACUGAGGAGGAGAAGUUAAAGAAAGUGGAGAGUUUCGGUCCUCUGAAGAUCUGCUGUGAACAGGGGAUGAGGUACAUCCCAAAGAGUAUGACCUGCCUUCAGUUUGCCAAACAGAUAUACAGAAAAUACCCUCGUUGCAGAGAGGCCUUCACAGCCUGCUGUGAGUUCGUGCAGCAGAACCUGGACCAGAACCUUGUCCUGGGACGUUACGAGAUGGGUGCGGACUUCGACCUGGCUCCCUCUUUGGUGCGGAGCUACUUUCCGGAGAGCUGGCUGUGGGAGGUGCAGCGAAUCAGUCCAGGCCAGACGUCUGUCAGCAGGACCCUACCAGACUCUCUCACCACCUGGGAGAUCAAGGCCAUCGGCAUGUUCAAGAACGGCAUAUGUGUUGCGGAGCCGGUCAAGGUGCCGGUCAGUCUGCCGCUCAGUGUGGACGUCCCGCUGCCCUAUCAGGUGGUCAGAGGAGAACAGCUGGAGCUGUCAGGCUCAGUGUACAACCGACAGCCCGACAUCAUCUCGUACUGUGUGACGCUGACGGUCGGCCCAGCGCUCUGUCUGCUCCAGUCCCAGGUAACUGCCGCGGGGCUGCACUCCACGCCCUGCACCUGGCACCGUCUGUCUGCAGGGGGGGUGGACGAAGUGAAAUUCACCCUGCUGGGCCUGGAGCCUGGAGAACACACCCUGACCUUCACCCUGAAGACACGCCAGGGAGACAGGGACAUCCUGGAGAAGAAGCUCCGAGUGGUGCCUGAAGGGGUGAGAAAAGAGGAAUACUCCGGAGGGAGACUCGACCCACAGGGACUCUACGGUACAGAGAAGAGAACAGUGGAGCUGAGGAACAAACCGCCGGCCAACAUCGUCCCCAACACAGCCGUGGAGAGAAUGCUUACAAUCAGUGGGGAAGUUCUAGGUGAGGUCUUGUCAGUGAUGUACAACCCCGAAGGCCUCCGGCAGCUUGUCAACCUGCCGGCCGGGUCAGCAGAGGCGGAGCUAAGUGGACUCCUUCCCCUCAUCCACAUGUACCAGUACCUGGAGACAACGAGGACCUGGGACUUCCUGGGAGCAGAUAUCCAGAAGAACUCAGCAGAUCUGAGACAGAAGAUCAGAGAGGGUCUGGUGGGUAUCAGCUCCUUCAGAGGUGGAGACUCCAGUUACAGCAUGUGGACGAAGCGACAACCCAGCACCUGGUCAGAACACACACCUGAAUCUUAGGUUCCAUUCCAUAAUUCUCACUAUCCAGAUUGUUGAUAAGACCGACAACGACGGCCCCGCGGUGCACGACAAACAACAACUGAUCAGGGAAGAAAUUCUCUACGAUGCUAAAACGAUACGAAAUACGUCCCGGGUACCUACAGGUACAAGUGCAGAAGUACAGGAAACAAAUUAGCCUUUAGGAGACCAAGACCCGAACUAACUUACUCUCUAGAUCCUCUUUAAAUGACCCUGUUCAUACUUAAUAACUACAACAGGGCCUCAGCAGACUCAGCCCAUGUGUCCUUCACAACAGUCAUGUCAUGAAAAGGAGACAAACUACCUGUGGCACUUACACUCAGUUUAAAAAAAACCUACAGAUAAAUUUAUAAUAAACUUUAAACUUUACAAUAAGUUUUUACAUUCAAAGACUUUUUGCAUAUUAAUUUAAAUACUUUCACUUCAAUAUAAAAAAAUAAUAUUUACAGCGUAAUUUAUUUCUGAGUCACCAUUAGA
This is a messenger RNA of Xiphias gladius (swordfish), 3850 nucleotides long. RefSeq names its product complement component 5 (gene c5). Bases 101 to 3355 code for a protein of 1084 amino acids. The record is from RefSeq and is a predicted model, not a curated record. Lineage: Eukaryota; Metazoa; Chordata; Actinopteri; Istiophoriformes; Xiphiidae. Gene Ontology annotation, cellular component: extracellular region. The transcript is spliced from 25 exons. Gene Ontology annotation, molecular function: endopeptidase inhibitor activity.